UUAUAAACAUGUCUGGAAGAGGUAAAGGUGGUAAAGGACUGGGUAAAGGAGGCGCUAAGCGUCACCGUAAAGUUCUGCGUGAUAACAUCCAGGGAAUCACCAAGCCCGCUAUCCGUCGUCUCGCUCGCCGUGGUGGAGUCAAGCGUAUCUCUGGUCUGAUCUACGAGGAGACUCGCGGUGUUCUUAAGGUGUUUUUGGAGAACGUUAUCCGUGAUGCCGUCACAUACACCGAGCACGCCAAGAGAAAGACCGUGACCGCCAUGGAUGUUGUGUAUGCUCUGAAACGUCAGGGCCGCACUCUGUAUGGUUUUGGAGGUUAAACAUCUUUCCAUCAG
Messenger RNA from Danio aesculapii, 335 nucleotides. Its product is annotated as histone H4. Gene Ontology annotation, biological process: nucleosome assembly. The transcript has a single exon. Lineage: Eukaryota; Metazoa; Chordata; Actinopteri; Cypriniformes; Danionidae. Gene Ontology annotation, cellular component: nucleosome. Gene Ontology annotation, molecular function: DNA binding; structural constituent of chromatin; protein heterodimerization activity. Bases 9 to 320 code for a protein of 103 amino acids. The record is from RefSeq and is a predicted model, not a curated record.